This is a messenger RNA of Onychostoma macrolepis, 2273 nucleotides long. RefSeq names its product methionine sulfoxide reductase B3 (gene msrb3). Gene Ontology annotation, biological process: response to oxidative stress; protein repair. Lineage: Eukaryota; Metazoa; Chordata; Actinopteri; Cypriniformes; Cyprinidae. Gene Ontology annotation, cellular component: cytoplasm. The record is from RefSeq and is a predicted model, not a curated record. Gene Ontology annotation, molecular function: peptide-methionine (R)-S-oxide reductase activity. The coding region runs from base 635 to 1198 and encodes 187 amino acids. The transcript has 8 exons.
CAGCGAGAGGAAUUUCCCAGAAUGCACUUGUCAUUACCUAAGAAGUACACAGUCGUGUCGCUGUUUGACAAAUGCUGUGCUCUCACAGCGGCCCCCCUUCACUCUCUAGUCUGCUGUUCUUCUCGGUUUUAACGCUAUUUCUGCUGUCUGUAGAUGAAAAGAUCUCUCCCUUUUCCUCACACACCUGCACGACCACUAGAUGGACCUCAUUCCUUAUAAACUACAGCUUCACCAUCCCGCUCAGCAGCGCUCUGUGGCUUUGCCUGUUAUUGAUCCCAUAGUUCAGCUGUAAUUUCCCACACUCUUUGGCCUCUAACAGUUUUAAAGCUACCUUUUUCAUAGGUCUUUAUCUUUAGAGUUACAAGAAGGCUUGGAAAAGGUCUUAAAAACCUUCCUGCAUUCUUCAGCGUGCGCUCGAGUUUGCCGUAGGCCAGGAUGGCUGCCCGUCUUCUCCGAUCCAUGGCCCCGCGCGUAUCCAUGGCCCUGCUCCAAUGCAGUCGUUCCCAUAAGUCCGCAAGGCCGCUCCUAGCACUGAUUCCACCCACUGCGCUAGCCUGAGUGGUAGGAGGGUGUUUUAGCAGGCGGCUCCUGUCUCGCCGCUGUUUCUGUUCUCCCAGCAGCAUCGGCCGCAGCCAUGUCCGGGUUCAAUCUACUGCAUCUGGUCAGCCAAGGCCAACCUGUAAAACUCAAGGCCUGCGGGCUCCCCUCAGGAACGUGCCGAAGUAAGAAGACAUGGCCCAAGACGUUCCCCGAGGAGGAGCUGAGGAAGCGAUUGACCCCCAUGCAGUACCAUGUUACUCAGCAAAAGGGCACAGAGAGUGCUUUCACAGGAAAAUACACAGAUAACAAAGAGGAAGGAACCUACCACUGUGUUGUUUGCGGUGCCCCUCUUUUCACGUCUGCUAAGAAGUUUGACUCUGGAUCAGGAUGGCCGUCCUUUUUUGAUUUGAUCAAUAAGGACUCUGUAACAGUAACUGAUGACUUUUCGUACGGGAUGCACAGAGUGGAGACAACCUGCAGUCAGUGUGGUGCUCACCUGGGCCACCUUUUUGAUGAUGGACCUCGACCAACAAAGAAACGCUACUGCAUAAACUCCGCUUCUCUCAAUUUCCAGGCGAAAAACAGUGCCUCUGAGGAAGUGGAAGCAUCUGGAGCAGCAGGUCAAUCACCACCUUCUAGUAAGAAUGAAGAACUUUAAUAGGACUUGAAAUAGACCAAUCAGAUGUCACGCUACUCCAAAGUCACUCCUGAACCAUCAAUUCCAAAUCAAGUGAGCUGUGCAAUCAGACAGAUAUAUGCUUAGCAACAUUCAUCUGAAUCAUGGGUCCUUCAAGAUCACAAUAUGCAAUAUCAGUAUCCAGAUAACAGAUUAGAAUGGCCUUAUGUUUUCUCCUCAACUUCUUUACUUGAAUUUUGUGUCAUUUGAAGAGCUUACAUCGAUUCAAAGAAAUUUGCUCUGCUAAAAUGUUUUUUAACACUUGUUGGGAAUUUUCAAUUAGGGGCAAAAGUCUGAGACUACAUUGGAAAUCUGGUAUUUUUUUAUUUGUUUUCAUUCAAAUUCAAAUUUUUAAAGAUUGAUAAUUUUAAACAACUUUAAAACAAACAAACAAACAAAAAAAAACAGUGAUGGGGAAAAUGAAAAACACUGUUUCUAGGUCACUAAUCAAGUAAAUUUGUGUCAUCAGAGAGUCAGGUAUUCUGAAGCGCAAGAUGAUUUUUGAAUCAUACUCAAAUCAUGUUGCUUGCAAAAUUGCUGGUGUCAUUAAAACAAACAUUUUCUCAUAUUCUUGUUGAUUUUUUUUCAAUUCAGAUUUUUUUUCUGAUAAUAUAAUGUGUAAUGGAAAAGAAAAAUGCAUUUUCACUAGUGGUCUCUGACUUUUUGGACCCCAUUGUAUAUUGAAAGUCCAAUGAUUGGAAAUGAAUUGUAUAUGUAUACUUUCUCAGAGCGCUGUGUUGUUUUUGAAGUGACAUGUGAUACAGGGAGGUCAAGAAGUUUGAGGAAAAUGCUAUGCAAGUGCUCCUGUGAGCAGUAAAAUAAGCACCGAGAGGAGAACAAAGCAUUCUUUGAAAUAAAAUGGAACAGAUGACAAAUGUUUAGUCUGAACACAAAUGUAGCCUGACUUUUAAGGGUGCUUUUUUGGUCUCCCUGCUUGCAGUGCCUAUUUUUGUCCUGAGUUGUGAGGGUUUUUUUUCCUCCCUGAGAUAUUGAUUUACUUUGAUUGAUAGAAUUUAAUUAAUAUUGACCAGUGUGAUUAAAGAGAUAUUAAGAAUAA